AUGGGAUGCCAGAGUUUAAAAGUCUUCCGCAAUCCUGCCAUCGUGUGGGAAAUCGGCGUCUGGGUUGUGGUCGGGACGAUAGCAACGACUGCCCGACUCUGUGUGCGAGUUCGGGUCAGAGGAUGCAAGCUACAAGGCGAUGACUACACGGCAACGCUCGCGUUACUAUGCUUCUGGGCAACCACUGCCACGUCGCUGUCUGCAUACUUCUUGGGCACCAAUCCCGCUUCCACCGAGGACGAACUCAGGCGCCUCAGUCACUGCCAGAGGCACCGGCUUCUUCUGAGCAACAUAUUGCAGUGGGUCGGAUGGUAUCCUUACGCCACUCUAUUAUGGUCUCUCAAGGCAACAGUCCUCUUCUUUCUCCACCGCCUGUCCUGGGGCCUCCAUCAACAUCGCCAGAUCAAGUUACUCGCUGCUCUAUGUGCAAUGUCCUAUCUGGGAAUCAUUGUGUCCAUUACGACCAUCUGUCGUCCCAUUCAAAGGAACUGGGCCAUCGCGCUGCGGCCUCCGCCGCAGUGCUAUAAGCACAAUGAGCUCAUUUAUGUGACCAUCAUCCUCAACAUCAUUACCGAUGCCGCAAUCCUGACCCUCCCGCUGCCCUUGUUAUGGCAGAUGAAAGUGUCGAUUAAACGCAAGAUUGCAUUGACUCUGCUCUUAUGCUCGGGAAUUUUUGUCAUUACAGCCGCGCUCAUCAAUAUCCUAACGGCGACGGUAGCGAGCUUGAAGAAUACCGCAAAGGUACACGGCAAUAUAUGGGCUACAAGGGAACAGGUCGCCGGCAUUCUGGCUAUCAAUGCGCCCAUCUUGAAGCCCAUUUUUCACCCUUCAUUCUGGCGUCGAGGAUUCCUUGAUCCUUCCCGAGCUCCAUCGCUUCCCCUACCAUAUACAAGCCCCAGGGGACCUAUGGUCAAAGCUGACGCGCGACAUGUUGUCAACCCGAUUCCAGAACAAAAGAUGAAGCUCGGGAUUCUCACAACAAUCGAGAGCUGGGCGACUCAUUCAUCCAUGACGAGUUCGAGCUACAGCGAAUCAGCGAGACACGGUCCACCAACUUUGCGAACAGACUCUUGUGUUGAGACGCACAGUCUCGAUCCGGAGGCCGGCUGGACUGCGUUAGACGAAGCUACAAAGGAGCUGGCGCGUACUACUCCCCGGCCACUUCUACCAGAGCCAGUAUACCAUGCGCCACAUAGGACUCGAAGUCACCAUGGUGGACUGCAGGCUGUAGAUGAAGAAGAGCAGGCGCUCGGCACGGCAAAAACGCGCUAA
Messenger RNA from Sphaerulina musiva SO2202, 1272 nucleotides. RefSeq lists its product as uncharacterized. The record is from RefSeq and is a predicted model, not a curated record. The transcript is spliced from 2 exons. NCBI's taxonomy places the organism in Eukaryota, Fungi, Ascomycota, Dothideomycetes, Mycosphaerellales, Mycosphaerellaceae. Bases 1 to 1272 code for a protein of 423 amino acids.